This is a messenger RNA of Cavia porcellus (domestic guinea pig), 1923 nucleotides long. RefSeq names its product F-box protein 7 (gene Fbxo7). The transcript is spliced from 9 exons. Bases 134 to 1708 code for a protein of 524 amino acids. Gene Ontology annotation, molecular function: protein kinase binding. NCBI's taxonomy places the organism in Eukaryota, Metazoa, Chordata, Mammalia, Rodentia, Caviidae. Gene Ontology annotation, biological process: positive regulation of autophagy of mitochondrion. The record is from RefSeq and is a predicted model, not a curated record.
GUGGAUAAACCGGAAGUUCGCGGCCGCCGUCUCGCCAGCGGGUUGGCUCCAGGAGGCCCCGAGGAGCGCGGCGCAGCGCCCUGUCCAGAACGCGGCCCGUCCCGGGGCCCCUCCGCGGCCCUCCACCGCCGCCAUGAAGCUGCGGGUGCGGCUUCAGAAGCAGACGCGGCGGCUGGAGAUGCCCGCCGCCGAGCCGACGCUGGGGCAGCUGCGCGCGCACCUGAACGAGGCGCUGCCGGGCUGGGGCCUCAGUUCUGAUACCCGCUAUGCAAUUACCCUGAACAACAGAGAUGCCCUCACUGGAGACGAAGAGACCUUGGCGUCAUAUGGGAUUGUUUCUGGGGACUUGAUAUGUUUGGUUCUUGAAGAUGCCAUGCCGGCACCUAACUUGCCUCCAUCCACAGAUUCAGAGCAUUUCUCCGUCCCGAAUAAUGACCACCCCCCUCUGGCCACCACCGCCAGCCAGGCCAGUGUCCCGGAUGAAGGACAGAGCGAUUUAUUCCUUGGACAGGCAGCCCAGUCCAGUGUCGGGCAGGAUGAUGAAAUGGCGGGGCCCAGUCCCAGUAUCACAGCUGCAACUGAGGAAGAUGCUGGGGACGUGGACGUGGACGAGGGCGUGAGGUGCUACCCCUCAGAGCCAAUGCUCUGCAGCGAGGCGGUGGAGGGGCAGGUGCCGCACUCGCUGGCGACCCUGUAUCAGUCAGCCGGCUGCUGCAGUGCCACCGACGCGCUCACAGUGCUGAUCCAUCUCCUCAUGGUGGAGUCCGGGUACAUCCCUCAGGGGACAGAAGCCAAAGCAGCGUCCAUGCCGGGGAAGUGGAAGGCGAGCGGCGUGUACCGGCUACAGUACACGCACCCGCUGUGCGAAGGCAGCUCCGCCGCGCUCACCUGCGUGCCUCUGGGCAGCCUGAUGGUCGUCAACGCUACACUGAAGAUUGACAGCGAGAUUAAAAGUGUGAAAAGGUUGCAGCUGCUGCCAGCAUCCUUCAUUUGCACAGAGAAACCAGGGGAAAACGUGGCUGAGGUGUACAGAGGUCUUCAGAAGCUCUCCCGGCUCUUCAAAGACCAGCUGGUGUACCCGCUCCUGGCCUUCUCCCGGCAAGCCCUGAACCUCCCCGAUGUGUUCGGCCUGGCUGUCCUCCCCUUGGAGCUGAAGCUGCGGAUCUUCCGGCUGCUGGACGUGCGCUCCAUCCUGUCCCUGUCUGCCGUCUGCCGCGACCUCCUCAUCGCAUCGAAUGACCCCCUCCUGUGGAGGUGUCUGUACCUGCGGGACUUCCGAGAUGGUUCUGCCAGAGUUCGAGACACAGAUUGGAAAGAACUGUACAAGAAGCGGCACAAGCAGAGGAAGGAGGCGCAGAGGGCGCGGCACGCCAUGUUCCUGCCAUCGAUCCCCCACCCCAUCCCGUUCUACCCCGGCCCCUUGCCCUCCAGGCCCAUCCUGCCCUGCUCCAUCCUCCCGCCCGGGAUCAUCGGGGGAGAGUACGAUGAGCGACCCACCCUUCCCUGCAUCGGAGACCCGAUCAGUUCCCUCAUCCCGGGGCCUGGGGAGACUCCCGGCCAGUUCCCACCGCUCAGGCCUCGUUUCGACCCCAUCGGCCCCUUCCCGGGGUCCAGCCCCAUGCUGCCGGGGCGAGGCGGCCCGGGUGACAGGUUCCCCUUGAGACCUGGCCGGGGCCGGUCCUCUGACAGCCGGAUGUCGUUCAUGUGACGGCCUUGUUCUGCAGGCAACUGAGGCGCACUCCUCAGGGCUGCCCAGGGCUCUCCUGGUGGUGCAGGGAUGGGGCUCCCAGCAGGGGUGGCCCGGGUCACCCCGUGACGGUCAGCCUUGGGAAUGUCGCCUGCUGCUGCUUUCCCUGCCUGGACACCCCGUGGAAUGGGCCCUGCUGUAAUGUCCUCACAGCAUUAAACAAGGAGUGUCAUUUA